This is a messenger RNA of Mesorhabditis belari, 396 nucleotides long. The record is from the annotation of a GenBank genome assembly. NCBI's taxonomy places the organism in Eukaryota, Metazoa, Nematoda, Chromadorea, Rhabditida, Rhabditidae.
AUGUUGCAUUUUGAAGAUGCCAAAGAAACUUAUUCCUAUCAAUUUGAUUGUGGAAUGAAUGUCGUGAUCCCUUUAAUGAAAAGAACUCAAAUGGGAGACGAGGAGUAUGUGUUGAUCAAGAAUAUUGUAUUGUUUAGUUCAGAUCUCGACUACAAGGAAAACAGUGUGGAAAUAAUUCGUAAAGCCUUCAAGAAGUACGCAAACAUUUUGCUCGAGCAUCUCAAGUCGAGGUACAACGAUGAAAAUCAAGUGAUCGCAACGUUCAACGAUCUUAUGAUGAUACCCAGAUGUAUGCAGAGUUUGGGUGAAAAAAUGAAUCGACACUACUCAUCACUUGUGCUCACAAAUUGUGGAAAUGUUCGCGGCUCGCUAUCCGAAGAGAUAUUUUGGCGGUUA